AUGGCCGCCGCCGGCAGGACCUGCCUGUCCGACCUUCGGUGCAUCCUCUUCUUCGCGUCCGCCAGGGAGGGCGCGGCCACCGCCGUGCUCUCACGGCGGUGGCGCCCGCUGUGGCGCACGUCGGGCGCCGUCAACCUCGACUCCCGCUCCUACGACCACCUCAGCAGCUCCUCCCAGGAGACCCACCAGGGCAACGUCUGGGGCGGCAGCAGCACCAGGCACUGGGACUGGGAGAAGCGCGAGGGCUUCUUCCGCGGCGCCAAGGCGGCGCUCGCCGCCGCCGCCGCCGAGGAUACAACUGACUCAUUCACGGUGACAGAGAAGUGCCAGAUACAACUGACUCACUGCAAGGACUAUUCGGAUCACGACCUGCUCGACGCCAUAGUCUCCAACCCGGCGGCGCGGCGCGUCGAGGAGCUCCACGUCAACAUUGACGGCCUCAACAUCCGGGGCCCGCCGCUCAGGUUUGGGUCCCUGCCGCGCGAGUUGCUCCGGGUGUUCGACAUCGCCCGCUGCUCUCCCCUGACGGCACCACCGCCCGGCGCCGUUGCCUUUUUCCCGCGGCUGGCCUACCUUCACCUGCACGGCCGCAGCGUCUCCCUCCUCGACCUCCAGCGCAUCGUCGACGCCGCUCGAAAGCUCGCCACAUUGCAUCUCGAAUCAUUGUACUUACUCCGUGAAGAAACCAUGGAUGAGCUGCCGCCGACCGAGGUCGGAAUAAAAUUCUUCCAGACCCGCUGCCGGGCGGUGACUGCCCUUGUAUUUGCAGACUGCAGGUACGAAACCAGAUGCGACGAGGGCGUGGGCGUGGGCGUAGAGCUCGACGCUCCGAUGCUGCAUUACUUCAAAUAUAAGGGAUUUGUUCCCCUUCUCCAUCUCUUCUCGCUAAAACCGCAGGCAUCAUCUGGCAUGGUUCGAGUGGAUUUGCACGCGUACAUUGAAAGGCAUGCUUACGACCCAAUUCAGCAACAACCUUUCUGGCAGUUUAUUCAGAAUUUGAGCACCACAAAGUCCAUGAAGCUGAAACUAGACUUCUCAAUGGAUCAAGUUGCGCUCACGGACCAGAAUGUGCAGGAUGAGAUUCUCGGUGGCAAGUUGUUUGACAAAGUGGAGCGACUUGAGCUAGAAGCUCAGUAUGAUCCUGCAAAGGAGAGAUCAAUAGUGACGCUGGCAAACUUGCUUCAUAGCUGCCCUAUGGUUCAUGACCUCCGUCUCAAGUUGAGCAGGGUCUUAGGAUCAAGGUUACAUUUUUUUAAAAGCAAGGAAUGUCAAGCGGAUUUUGACAAGUCUGUCAGUAACUUCAGGCGGCGGCAUCGCAAAAGACAAAUGGUUUUGCCGGGUGGAGAUGAUUAUCACGAUGGCUAUGAUGAGGGUUUUGGUAUCCCUGAGUUGAGAGAGCAUUCAUUCAGUUGCUUGAAGAAUUGCCUGACAAGAGUGAGCUUGCACUUUUGUAUGAUGGAGCCAAAUUGUUUGGGAGUUCAACUGGCCAAGUUCUUCAUUGAGAAUGCAAUGGUUCUUGAAGAAAUGUGUUUGGAUGAUGGUAGCCAGAAAAUGUGUGAGCACGUGAAUCCUAGCAUCAGCAGAUGGAUUGCCAAUUCAGCCAAAAGGAGGAAACUUACAAGCAGCUUUGCAGUCCUACUGCUCCACUGAAACGCCAAACAAGAUGCAUCAGAUCAAUACCUGCCGGAGUGGAUUUUUUAACAUCUAUUCUAGUGCAUUUUUAAAGAUUUUCUUUCUUUGAUAUUGUACUAUCGGCGCAUGACGGUAUAUUUCCUUCAUCUUUUGAUUCAACUUCAUGUAGUGAAGCCACAUUCUUCCUAUCUUUUUGUUAUUGUUAUAUAUAAGUGAGAUAAA
Messenger RNA from Panicum virgatum (switchgrass), 1854 nucleotides. RefSeq lists its product as uncharacterized. The transcript has 3 exons. NCBI's taxonomy places the organism in Eukaryota, Viridiplantae, Streptophyta, Magnoliopsida, Poales, Poaceae. The record is from RefSeq and is a predicted model, not a curated record. Bases 1 to 1650 code for a protein of 549 amino acids.